Molecule: messenger RNA, 946 nt
Organism: Drosophila eugracilis
Lineage: Eukaryota; Metazoa; Arthropoda; Insecta; Diptera; Drosophilidae
Exons: 5
Coding region: 29-946 (305 amino acids)
Source: RefSeq, a predicted model, not a curated record
CGACAUUACCAGUAAUACCAAAUUCAAUAUGAUAUUAAUGGAAUCCUAUAUGUGUUAUUGCUCGGUGCGACUAGGAGUUAUUAUCGUCUCUGUUCUGACUAUUAUCCGGAGCCUAUCCCAGAGUCUAACUCUGUUCAUCGUGGGCGUAAAGGUCCUAGAUCCAUUAGUCGAUUUGUUUGAGCACGAUGAGGAGUACAAGGACAGGAAGUGGGUUAGGAAGUACAUCACUUGGAGUGAGGACUCUCCCGAGAGCUUCUCUGCGGUGGUUCAGAUCAUGUCUUUUGCUCACAUAGGAGCUGCCAUCCUAAGUAUUUGGGGUGCCGUGAAGUUACGGAAAUGGUUUGUGGUUCCCUUGGGCGUCUUUGAGUUUUUCUACUUCAUAAACAUUACGUUCCUUCACAUCGUUCUGAUGAUCAUGCUCAAGAAGCAAAUCAACUUGGGCCUACUUAUAAUUCUGACUCUUAUGGGAUGUUUUUACAUACUAUUCGUGGGCUACAAUGCCUGCACCUGCGUGGCCAUGUUCCAAAUCAUCACCCUGGUGAAGAGCGAACGCUAUCGCGAGCUCUAUGGGGACGAUCCAUUCCAUCCGCUGGCCAUGAGAAGCAGUCAUCCGGAGGACUCCGAGAAGCCAGCACAGGUGCUACGGAUGUACGACAUGCACGACACAAACAUCGACGAGCAGAAGAGGCUUAGCAAGUUGGGGCUGUGGCCACGUCAUCAUCCGCCGGUGGUGUCCGUCCUCCCCGCCCGGGCGCCCUAUCCCCAGCCCCAGCUUAAGUGGUGGCAGCAGCAGGCCCUGAACACCGCCGAUGACCACCCCCACGAGCCCUCCGUCUACGGUAACUGGCAGAUGAGGGAGCUCCUAAACGGAGUGGGCGGAGAUGUACAACGCAAAAGCGAUCUCAACCGACGCUACGCCGAAAGCCAGAUGUACCGAUGGUACUGA